CUUCGUUCGCUUCACUCAAAACGCUCCAAAAACCCAACCUCAACUCUCCUGUCGGAGAUGGCGUCGCACCUCUGCGACUCGCCGUUGCUAUACCACCGCCCUUCGAUCUCGCUCUCAGCUUCUCAGUUCGUGAUCGCUGAUGGAAAAUCCCGGCGGCAGAACCGCCGCGUGAGCUCACCGUUUUGGGGUGCCAAAUUCGAUUCCGGUGCGGGUUUGGGGAAACCUGGAUGUAGCUGCUCGCAGAGACGGCGGAAGAGGAGCUUGAGCGUGAGUGCUUCACUGGGUGGUCUUCUGACUGGGAUUUUCAAAGGGACUGAUACUGGAGAGUCGACGAGGCAGCAAUACGCCUCCGUCGUCGCUUCCGUCAAUCGGAUAGAACCGGAGAUCGCGGCCUUGUCGGAUUCGGAGUUGAGGGGAAGGACUGAUGCGUUGAAGCAGCGUGCUCAGCAAGGGGAAUCCUUGGAUUCCCUCUUGCCUGAAGCAUUUGCUGUUGUAAGAGAGGCUUCCAAGAGGGUUCUCGGACUCCGACCUUUCGAUGUGCAGUUGAUAGGUGGCAUGGUUCUUCACAAAGGAGAAAUAGCUGAAAUGAGAACUGGUGAAGGAAAGACCCUUGUCGCUAUCUUACCAGCGUAUUUGAAUGCAUUAAGUGGGAAGGGUGUUCAUGUGGUAACAGUCAAUGAUUAUCUGGCUCGGCGUGACUGUGAGUGGGUUGGUCAAGUUCCACGUUUCCUUGGAUUGAAGGUUGGCUUAAUCCAACAGAACAUGACACCUGAACAAAGAAAGGAAAAUUACUUAUGUGACAUCACUUAUGUCACGAAUAGUGAGCUUGGUUUUGAUUAUCUAAGAGACAAUCUUGCCACGAAUGUGGAGGAGCUUGUCUUGAGGGAUUUCAAUUAUUGUAUUAUUGAUGAGGUGGAUUCCAUACUUAUUGAUGAAGCAAGGACUCCUCUAAUUAUCUCUGGGCCUGCAGAGAAACCUAGUGACCGAUAUUAUAAAGCUGCAAAGAUUGCUUCAGCCUUUGAGCGGGAUAUACAUUACACUGUUGAUGAAAAGCAGAAGAGUGUCUUACUUACUGAACAGGGUUAUGAAGAUGCAGAAGAAAUUUUAGAUGUAAAAGAUUUAUAUGAUCCUCGUGAACAAUGGGCAUCAUAUGUUCUUAAUGCCAUUAAGGCAAAAGAGCUCUUUCUCAGAGAUGUGAAUUAUAUCAUUCGGGGAAAGGAGGUGCUUAUCGUGGAUGAAUUCACUGGUCGCGUAAUGCAGGGAAGACGCUGGAGUGAUGGACUUCAUCAAGCAGUUGAGGCAAAAGAAGGCCUGCCGAUUCAGAAUGAAACCGUAACACUGGCAUCAAUCAGUUAUCAAAAUUUCUUUCUCCAGUUCCCAAAACUUUGCGGAAUGACUGGCACUGCAUCCACAGAGAGUGCAGAAUUUGAGAGCAUAUACAAGCUCAAAGUUACAAUCGUACCCACAAAUAAGCCCAUGAUAAGAAAGGAUGAGUCAGACGUGGUUUUCAGGGCAGUCAAUGGCAAAUGGAGGGCAGUAGUUGUGGAGAUUUCAAGAAUGAACAGAACAGGUAGGCCUGUGCUAGUUGGUACAACCAGCGUUGAGCAGAGUGAUGAACUGUCUCAACUGUUGCAGGAAGCUGGAAUACCUCAUGAGGUCCUUAACGCAAAACCAGAAAAUGUGGAGAGAGAAGCAGAAAUUGUAGCACAAAGUGGUCGUUUAGGAGCAGUGACAAUUGCCACAAACAUGGCUGGGCGUGGGACAGAUAUAAUUCUUGGUGGUAAUGCAGAAUUUAUGGCACGGUUGAAGCUCCGUGAGAUACUAAUGCCAAGAGUAGUAAAGCCAAAUGAUGGUGUUUUCGUAUCUGUAAAAAAGGCCCCUUCUAAGAAGACAUGGAAGGUGAGUGAGAAGUUAUUUCCUUGCAAACUGUCAAACGAGAAAUUAAAGCUCACAGAGGAAGCUGUACAAUUAGCUGUGAAGGCUUGGGGGCAGAGAUCAUUAACUGAGCUUGAAGCAGAGGAACGGCUUUCCUAUUCUUGUGAAAAGGGUCCUGCCCAAGAUGAAGUCAUUGCUAAACUGAGGAGUGCCUUUCAUGAAAUAGCUGAAGAGUAUAAGGUCUACACCGACGAAGAAAGGAAGAAGGUCGUAGAAGCUGGUGGACUCCAUGUAAUUGGGACAGAGCGGCAUGAAUCACGCCGAAUAGACAAUCAGUUGCGUGGCCGAAGUGGCCGGCAAGGAGAUCCUGGAAGUUCCCGAUUUUUUCUCAGCCUUGAAGAUAACAUCUUCCGCAUUUUUGGUGGGGAUCGGAUUCAGGGUUUGAUGCGAGCAUUUAGAGUCGAAGACUUGCCCAUUGAAUCCAAGAUGCUUACGAAAGCUCUAGAUGAAGCUCAGCGAAAAGUAGAGAACUACUUCUUCGACAUCCGCAAGCAACUAUUUGAGUAUGACGAGGUUCUCAAUAGCCAGAGAGACCGUGUUUAUACAGAGAGAAGGCGUGCUCUUGUGUCAGACAAUCUCGAGUCUCUAAUUAUCGAAUAUGCUGAAUUGACAAUGGACGACAUUUUAGAGGCGAAUAUCGGUCCUGAUACUCCAAAAGAAGCAUGGGAUCUUGAAAAACUCAUCGCCAAGCUGCAGCAGUACUGCUAUCUAUUGAGUGAACUCACUCCAGAUGUGCUAAGAAGUCAAGGAUCAACCUAUGAGGAACUGCAAGACUACCUCCGUACCUGUGGUCGUGAUGCAUACUUGCAGAAAAGAGAAAUAGUAGAGAAACAAGCACCGAACUUGAUGAAAGAAGCGGAAAGAUUCCUAAUAUUGAGCAACAUUGACCGGCUGUGGAAAGAACACCUACAAGCCCUCAAGUUUGUACAGCAGGCGGUCGGGCUAAGAGGAUAUGCACAACGUGAUCCACUUAUCGAGUAUAAGCUCGAAGGAUACAAUCUCUUUCUUGAGAUGAUGGCCCAGAUUCGAAGAAAUGUCAUAUACUCCAUAUAUCAGUUUCAGCCGGUGCUGGUUAAGAAAGAUCAGGACAAAUCUCAGAACGGAAAGCCAAGCGAAAGAACAGAGAAUGGAAGAGAGAAACCUGAUGUUGUUGAGUCAUCAUCAUCUGUUGCCAGUGCAUAACACAGUUUGGCAACAAUGGCUUUGGAAGUGGUACAAAGAACAGAACAGAACACAUCAAAUGUUUCUGGAUACAAAGGGUGAAGUUUUGUUAGGAAAAGAGAGGUACGUUGUAUAGAUACGGUGAAGGCAAAACAACUAAGUUUUGUGAUAUCUCAUUCAUAUGAUCACGUGUACAUAUUGUAUUAUUAUCAUUAUUGCUUUGAUAGUAUCCUUACGUGGCUUGCAAGAAAUCUUUUCACA
This is a messenger RNA of Tarenaya hassleriana, 3357 nucleotides long. Its product is annotated as protein translocase subunit SECA1, chloroplastic. The record is from RefSeq and is a predicted model, not a curated record. The transcript has 20 exons. Gene Ontology annotation, molecular function: ABC-type protein transporter activity; ATP binding. Gene Ontology annotation, biological process: protein targeting; protein import. Gene Ontology annotation, cellular component: membrane. NCBI's taxonomy places the organism in Eukaryota, Viridiplantae, Streptophyta, Magnoliopsida, Brassicales, Cleomaceae. Bases 58 to 3117 code for a protein of 1019 amino acids.